AUGGAUUCAAAUUAUCCUUUUCCAAGCUACCUUCGCGAUAGUCCUUUAUAUAAAUACAAUCAAAAUAAUACAUAUUCAUGCAUUACCUUACCUACUCGUUGGAAUCCUGAUGACUGUGGUCCUUGUGUUGUAGUCAUUGAUGAAAAAAAAUUAACAGUUAAACAUACUGGUCCGGGUACUAAUCCAAUAGAAGCUGUUUCAAUUCGUGCAAAUAAUCAUAUCCCACCAGAAGUCGGCUUAUAUUAUUUCGAGAUGACAAUUAUGGAUCGCGGUGAUCGAGGAUAUAUUGGUAUUGGUCUUAGCAAGCUCGGAACUCCUCUCAAUAAAAUGCCAGGAUGGGGAAUAGACACAAUUGGAUAUCAUGGAGAUAAUGGUCGUUUAUAUCGUGAACGUGAAAGAGGUGUAAAUUUUGGACCUCUUUAUACCACCGGAGAGACCGUUGGUUGUGGAAUUAAUUUUUUUGACAACGAAAUUUUUUUCACAAAAAACGGUAUCCUCCUAGGUAAAGAAUUAUUGUUUAAACUUGAAAAGAGGAUAUAUCCCACAUGUGGGAUGGCAAGUCCAAACGAAUGUGUAUUGGUUAAUUUUGGCACCGAUCCUUUUAUAUUUCCCAUUGACCUCUAUGCAAAGAGAAUGUUUUCUAAAGCCGAAAAAUGUAAAUGA
This is a messenger RNA of Dentiscutata erythropus, 663 nucleotides long. NCBI's taxonomy places the organism in Eukaryota, Fungi, Glomeromycota, Glomeromycetes, Diversisporales, Gigasporaceae. The record is from the annotation of a GenBank genome assembly.